Messenger RNA from Alternaria alternata, 920 nucleotides. Its product is annotated as transcriptional regulator. The transcript has a single exon. NCBI's taxonomy places the organism in Eukaryota, Fungi, Ascomycota, Dothideomycetes, Pleosporales, Pleosporaceae. The record is from RefSeq and is a predicted model, not a curated record. Bases 115 to 813 code for a protein of 232 amino acids.
CUGUACAAUACGCGAUCAAUUAUAACUGCGCUUGCCAUCAAUAUACAGCUGCACAACCAAAUCACUUCAGCUUUCCGCACCUAAUUACACGUAUACCAUCUACCAAGAACAACCAUGUCGCAGUUCAAAGUCGCAAUUUACAUUUACAAGGAUGCCGACCUCCUAGAUUUCUCAGGACCGGCUGAGAUUUAUUGCCACCAUCAUGAUAUGGAUAGAAGCAAGCCGGCUCCCUUCUCAGUCACUUCUUUCGCCCACACGAGCCCCGUCACGUCUGCCUCCAGCGCUAUGGUUUACGUCCCCAACACUACUUUUGCGGACGUCUCCAAUCGUAUUGAAGACUAUGACAUUCUCGUCAUUCCAGGUGCUCAUGAUGAAACCAUCAAAAGAUUCAUCAGUAGUAAAGAUGGGAAAGAGCUAGGUGAACUGAUCCGGAAAUUUGUGACUCUGAAGCCAAGAAAAGAAACGGGAAAGAGGUUUCUACAGUCGGUGUGCACUGGAGGUCUCAUCCUCGCAGCUUCCGGAGUACUUGCUGGUCGCAUCGUAACGACACACCACUUGUCUCUCGACUUGCAGAAGAAGCUCGCCGACGAGGCGGCGGGCGGGGAUUCAAAAGUCACCGUCGUUAGGCAACGAUGGUCUGAUGCUGGAACUACAGAUGCUGGUGUGCGCAUCAUAACAGCUGGAGGAGUCAGCUCGGGAAUUGAUACUUCUCUAUGGAUUGUCGGACAGUGCCAUGGACAGAAGGCGGCUGAGAUGGUUUCAGAGAUCUCUGAGUUUGAGUUGAGGUCAACAGCAUGGGGAACGGCACUAUGAUCAACAGUAUCAGGAUAGAAUCAUGCGACAGGUCGUAUGUGAUUGCAAUCAUGUCCGUUGGGAGGUUAGCCAUGAUGAGGCCUUAGAAACGAAUAUGAAGUCGUCCC